AUGUGUACCAAGUUAAAUAGCCUACUACCAAGAGUGAAUGAUAUGCGUUAUUUUUAUAAAACACUACAAUCUGAUCAUAUUAUUUCAUCAGUCAAUCCACAGUCUACAAACAUGAUACAUAAUAGUAUUGUUUUCUACUUAGGCGAUAUUUUAGAAGCUACAAUGGAUUAUCCUAAUAUAGAAAGUGGUGAAAGAAUGUGUUUAAUUGUGAAGAAAGUUCCUGGAGCUCAAUUACAGUUAGCUGAAUCAUCUGCUGUAAAAAGUUGUUUAACUCCUGCUAACUUACUCGUUUGUAAAUUUGAUAUGGAUCCUGGUAACAUCAUGAAUCCUGAUGUUGAUUCCUAUUCACAUUUAUGCAGUUUAACAGAUGAUCAACGAUUCGGUACAUUGCCAACAUGGAUUCUUGAUCUAAAGCAGAAAGCUGAAUUUCGACAAGAUCAUAUAUGUAUUAGACAACUUUUAUUUUAUAUUUCAGUGAUAUGUUCAGGAGUAAUCACGAUAAUUUUGAUUACAAGUACAAUAAUUUUGGCGGUUCGAUAUAGACGUUUAGCUCAAAAGAUGAAGCGUAGACAAAAUGUGAUAGAUGGAAUUAAUGUUUGGUCACAAAGUUCUGAAAUAUCAUCACAAUGUGAAACAGAUGGAAAAUUAGAUAUUCUAACUGAUUCAGUAUUCAACCGUGCUGCUGGUGGUGGUAGCUUUGCAAGAGAAAGUUAUAAAGAAGCAUUAGUGAAUAGUGGUUAUCAAAGAAUUUCAAAUGGACGAAUCAAAAAUCUUCGAGCAUCGGGGAAAAAUCGACCAGGUACAGUGACAUAGUUUAAGGAGGUGAGGCAGUGGAUAAUAAAUAACUGACUUCAUGAGAACAAAGCUUUUGUGCUAAAUAAAGUUUUGUUUUUCAUGAAUGAAAUUACCUUUUCACUUUGACUACUUAAACACUAUUUCAGAUAAAC
Molecule: messenger RNA, 947 nt
Organism: Heterobilharzia americana
Lineage: Eukaryota; Metazoa; Platyhelminthes; Trematoda; Strigeidida; Schistosomatidae
Source: the annotation of a GenBank genome assembly